CCGCCCGGCGCUCACAUACCCGGGGAGGGCCCGGGAAAGGUGAUCAAUCUUCGCCGGGCGACAUUUCCUAUCAGCUAAACAGCUGGGCGGGCGAAGGGAGGCAGACGCUGCCGCGGCUUCGAGGUAACCCGAAGAGCAGAGCCAGGCGUUUUCGUGGGAAGAGGCAGCGCUGGGCCGGUCUGGCAGCCCCCUCCCCUUUGCGGACAGGAAAAGCCAAUGCCGUCCCUUGUCCGCAGUCCUUGAAGAGCCUCGAUGCGCGUUUUCCUUUUGCCGCAUUAAAACCCGAAGCGACAAGAGCAGGCCGCGCUGAGGGACUGGCUCCCAGGGGCCGCCACCUGAGAGGACAGCAGCGGCGGCAGCAGCGGCGAAAACGACGACGGCGUCCGGCCCGGGCCUCGCGUUGGGCUUCCUGGGCGACCUCCUCCCGGCCGUUAGCAUGAUGUCUUACCUCAAACAGCCCCCCUACGGCAUGAACGGGCUGGGGCUGGCCGGGCCCGCCAUGGACCUCCUCCACCCCUCCGUGGGGUACCCGGCCGCCCCCCGGAAGCAGCGCCGGGAGCGCACCACCUUCACCCGCUCGCAGCUGGACGUCCUGGAGGCACUCUUCGCCAAGACCCGCUACCCGGACAUCUUCAUGCGGGAGGAGGUGGCGCUCAAGAUCAACCUGCCGGAGUCCAGAGUCCAGGUCUGGUUCAAGAACCGGAGAGCCAAGUGCCGCCAGCAGCAGCAACAGCAGCAGAGCGGGGCCGGGGGCGGCGGGGGCAGCGGGGCCAAGAGCCGCCCGGCGAAGAAGAAGGCCUCCCCGGCAAGGGAGAGCUCCGGCUCCGAGAGCAGCGGGCAGUUCACUCCUCCGGCGGCCGCCUCCUCCUCCGCCUCCUCCUCGUCGUCGUCGUCGUUGUCCUCUUCCUCCUCGGCGGGGGCGCCCGGCUCGUCUUCGUCCUCGGCGGCGCCGCUGAGCAGCAGCAGCGCACCUUCCUCGUCGUCCAUCUGGAGCCCGGCCUCCAUCUCUCCCGGCGGCGCGCUGCCCGAGCCCCUGCCGCUUCCCCCCGGCGGCGCCUCCUGCAUGCAGCGCUCGCUCUCCGCCACCGCCGCCGCGUACCCGAUGCCGUACGGGCAGGGCGCGGGGGGCGGGGCCGGAGGGGGCGGCGGAGGGGGCGGCUACGGGCAGGGCUACCCGGCCGCGCCCCCGCCCCCGCCGCCCGCCCCACCCGCCGCCUCCUCCUCGUACUUCGCGGGCGUGGAGUGCGGCUCCUACCUGCCCAUGCACGCCCACCACCCGCAGCUGGGCCCCCCCAUGGCCCCGCCGCACGGCGCCCCCCACCACCCGCACGCCCACCACCCGCACGCCCUGGGCCAGGCCUCCAGCCACCACCACCACCAUCACCACCACCACCACCACCAGCCCCCCGGCGGGUACGGGGCCUCCUCCGCGCUGGCCUUCAACGCCGCCCCCGCCGCCCCCGACUGCCUGGACUACGCCAAGGAGGGCCCCGCCGCCGCCGCCCCGCCGCCCGCCGCCCACUCGCCCUGGAAGCUCAACUUCAGCUCCGCGGACUGCCUCGACUACAAGGACCAGGCCUCCUGGCGCUUCCAGGUCCUGUGAUCCCCCUCUCUCGGAGGGGAGGAAAGGGAGAGGGACGAGGGGAAGGGGCGCCCGCUCCCCGCAGAGACCCACCUAUAUACAUCCCUGCCCUAGACCGCCCCCCUCGCCCCUGCCGUGUGCCAACGCCAGACCC
Anolis carolinensis (green anole) is the source of this 1736-nucleotide messenger RNA. It is a transcript of the gene otx1, whose product is annotated as orthodenticle homeobox 1. The transcript has 5 exons. Gene Ontology annotation, molecular function: DNA-binding transcription factor activity, RNA polymerase II-specific; RNA polymerase II cis-regulatory region sequence-specific DNA binding. Gene Ontology annotation, cellular component: nucleus. The record is from RefSeq and is a predicted model, not a curated record. Bases 437 to 1603 code for a protein of 388 amino acids. Gene Ontology annotation, biological process: regulation of transcription by RNA polymerase II; multicellular organism development. NCBI's taxonomy places the organism in Eukaryota, Metazoa, Chordata, Lepidosauria, Squamata, Anolidae.